AUGAAUACUAUCAUUGCUGCUGUUUCCAAAUUGAAGGGUUGCAUACGACAAAUCGAAGAAUUGAAUCCAAGUGGAGCAUCAGAGGAAGAUAUUAUGAAUCGUGUUCAAUUGUUAUUAUUACAAGACCCUAAUUACUCAAAGGGUUUCAAAUUUGGACAUGUGUGGAGCAUUCUUCAAGCUGAUUAUUCUCCAUCAUAUAAUCUCGAGAAAGAUGUUUCUUCACCUUCAUCUCCACAUGUCUCUUCGUUUAAUCUUAACAUCACUGAUUCAGACAGUGGUGGUACUUCAACUAAACGACCUAUUGGGGUGAAGAAAGCAAAAUUGAAGAGAAAGAAUGAACAACAAUUCAGUAAAAUGGUUUCACAGAAUGAAGAACUUGUUGCAGCGUUAGAUCGAAGUACCAAUGUUGCUAUGUUCAAGGAAAAGAAUAAAAUUUUAUUCAAAGACAGUGAAUACCAUUGUUGA
Molecule: messenger RNA, 465 nt
Organism: Zingiber officinale
Lineage: Eukaryota; Viridiplantae; Streptophyta; Magnoliopsida; Zingiberales; Zingiberaceae
Exons: 3
Coding region: 1-465 (154 amino acids)
Source: RefSeq, a predicted model, not a curated record